Molecule: messenger RNA, 2185 nt
Organism: Pogonomyrmex barbatus (red harvester ant)
Lineage: Eukaryota; Metazoa; Arthropoda; Insecta; Hymenoptera; Formicidae
Product: zinc finger CCCH-type with G patch domain-containing protein
Biological process (GO): negative regulation of transcription by RNA polymerase II
Cellular component (GO): nucleus
Molecular function (GO): RNA polymerase II cis-regulatory region sequence-specific DNA binding; DNA-binding transcription repressor activity, RNA polymerase II-specific; metal ion binding
Source: RefSeq, a predicted model, not a curated record
CUCUCUGCCGCGAUAUUCCUCCCCCCCUCCCCGCCCUGCUCCUGUUGAGAUUUCACUCCCUGCACCUAACAGAGUAUACUUCAUGCUCCAUUGUAUUAUUCUUACAUCCAGUGUAUCAUAAAUAUCUGACUUGUCAAAAGUCAGUACAAAUUACAUACAAUUGUUUUUUUGCUUGCGUAGUGACAGCUGGUAAUAGUUGAGUAUGACAGACGCAAAAGGUUUAAAGGAAGCCAUCAAGCAGUACAAAACCCAGUUAUCACAAGUAAACAUAACACUGUCUACUAUGCCCAAAGGUCUUGACAGAGACAAUUUGCUUAAUUUGAAAUCUGAUAUCGAAGAACUAAUUUUCUUGACGAAAGAAAGUUUGCAAAAUCUUGAAAGAAAUGUAGAAUAUAAUAUUGAGGACAGUGAUGAUCCUGAUGAUUUUUUGGAUAAAGAAUGUGUCUUGUUAAAGACAAAACAGAAAAAGUCUUCAGAUGAUGAAGAUAAACAAGACAAUAUAACUGUUUCUGCUUCUGAUAGCAUCAAAGAUGAAUUAAAGGAGUUAGAAGGUAUGAAAUGUAAAGCUCCUUAUGAUAAUGUUUGGGGUAUUGGUUAUCACAAUGCUAUGAUAUGUUCUAUUUAUAGAAAAAAUGAAAUUACUAAAGAUAUCCAUGAUAUUAAGGUUCGAGUUUUUUAUCUUAAUCCAACACAUAAAGAAAUGAUCCCAUGUUCGUAUUUUCUUGAUGGUAAUUGCAAGUUUUCCGAUGAAAUCUGCCAUUAUUCUCAUGGUGAAAUUGUGCCAUUUUUAAGCUUACAGGAGUACAAGUAUUUUUCUUUUAAUUAUAUAUAUAUAUAUACGUGUGUGUGUGUGUGUGUGUGUGUGAUGUCUACACUGCCAAACAUGAAUACUUCUACAAAUCUCAAGAAACGCAGCAUUCACUGUCAACCAGAUAUUCAUGUGAUGGGUUGUAUCGAACGAACGCAAGGAGAUGGUAUGGAAAAUGCGACAACAGAUAAGAUUGAAAUUAAGCAAAAUCGAAGUCGUUUGGGGAACACUCUUAUUUAUCAUCCUACAAAUCUGAAACAAUUAGGAUCAACAGCUCCAGUCAUUCCGAUUGGUACAAUAGUAAAUCUGGUACCAAAAAAUAUUAAUAAUGUAAAGCAAGAGAAGUGCAUCUUGCAUUCUUUAAAAUCCAAAGAGCCAAAAUUUGUACCAUAUGAGCCCUAUAAAGCAGCUGUUAAUCCAAUAGUACCGUUUGAAAAAAAGAACAAAAAAUUGCCUAGGACUGAAUCUAACAUGAAUGCUAUGGUUGCACAAGUUGUUGCAAUGAAAGUUCAAGAUGAUGCAAGAUUGAAGGAUCAUAUGAAAGAAAACAAAAAGAAAAUAUUGGUAGAUGAAUGGAACAUCGAAAAAAGGAUGUAUGAGGCUGAGAUUCGUAAACUGAAAGAAGAGAACAAUCAACUUGAAACUCAAUUAAAAUUUCAAGCACAAGUCAAUGGAGAAUUAAAGAAUUUGUUAGUAGCUGCAGUAGGAGAAGAUCUAGAAACAAAAGUUCAUUUGUUAACAGAGGACAAAUUGCAACUUGCAAGAGCUCUUUUGAAUUCAGCCCAAAAUUUAUCUACCCAUCAAGAGCAAACUGAAUGGCUAGCAGGCCAAUGUGAAGUUUGGAGAAGUAAAUUUCUAGCUAGUAGCUUAAUGGUGGAAGAUUUGGCAAGGUGGAAAGCUGCACUUUGCCAAAGAACAACAGAACUACAAGAAGCUGUGAAACGAUUAUUAGAAGAACACAAUAUUAUUCGCAAUACGUCACUCAAAACAUACAGAAUGCUUACAAUCCUACUUGAAAAAUUUGAUCCCAUGGGAACUACCGGCAAGAAACACGAAUUAGCUAGCAUUAAUAUUGUCGAUCUCGCACAGGGAUGUUGUCAACUUGCAGAAAUUCUGAAAGUUAGUCUCCUAAAUGGUAUUCCAGACUCAGAAUUGCAGAAAGAGCUGAAUAUAACUGGUUUGGACAUGAAAACGCUUACUGAGAAUAAUGCAGAAAAAUUAUUGAUGAAUCACAAAUUACCUAUGACCGAGAGAGAAGACAUUGCUUGUACCGCAGUAAUGGGAGCAGCAGUUGCAGUUGGUGGACAAAUGUUCCUUCCGCGAUGCAACACAAAUAAUAUGGCCUGUUGUCCACAUUGCAGCGAUAUAGAAUACUGA